AGAACCACGUCAAAGAUGUUGCAGCUCACAAUACUGCGCUCGGUUCUAAAUAUCCUGGGCUUUGCUGCGGUUGUGGUGCAAGGUGAGACAAGUGAGAGCGCCAGGAGCUACGUAACAUGUAUGACUGACAAGCUGCACUUGCUGGCGAUGGAGAGGCAGCUCAUGGUCAAUCUUCACGAAUACAUCGACAAGCUGCAGGAGAAGGUUCAUACGCUGAGGAGGCUGGCCGAGGUGCUGGAAAGUUCCCUGCAGGCAGCCGAGGGCCGUGAGCAGGAGUUUCUCUCCAAUCCCUUGCACACCUACACGCUCAUACGUCACAUGCACGCGGACUGGAUUCAGCUGGAAAGGUCCAUGCAGCAGCCGGUCGGUCAGGAACAAAUUGAUUUUAUCAAAGAAAUGCAACCCGAGCUACCGCUGCACAGCGAUCUGAUGGAGGUAACGGCAGCCAUGCACCGAGUACAGCAGACCUAUGAAAUGGAACCGGCAGACAUGUCCAAGGGCCUGCUCGAUGGAGUGCAGCUAAAUGCGAGUCUUUCGAUCCUCGACUGCUAUGAGAUGGGCGCUCUGCUCUUUCGAGCGGCUGAGUUUGAAGAUGCGUCCAAAUGGUUGCGAACGGCCCGACAGCUGUGGAAUCAGUCGCAGUCCGACCUUUAUGUGCUACUGAACGUGUCGCGAAGCGAUAUAUCCUCACUCCUGGCCAGAUCGCUCAUUGCAAACGGUAACUUUGUCCAUGCUCGAGAUCUGUUGAUCGAAGAGCCCGAGUUGUGGGCUCGAAAGGAGGAGUUUUUUGCGGAGUAUUGGAAUCAUAGAAAAUCGGCAGGCGAUAUAGAUAGAUAUAUCGGAAGAUUGGAAGAACCGUUUGCCAAACUCUGUGGCUCCUCCCACAAUCCGAAACCAACUCAACUGACAUGCUAUUACAAAACGAAUCCGUCCGAGUUUUUGCGUCUGGCGCCCUUCAAAAUGGAACUGUUGUCCAAGGAUCCUUACGUAGUCGUUUUCCAUGAUGUGAUCUACGAUUCGGAGAUCGCCGGACUGAUCCGUGUCGGAGAACCAACGCUCAAACGCACAGCUGUUCAAAACAUCACCCAAAAUGUGGAUACUUACAUAUCAAAGGAUCGUACGGCGACCGGUUCUUGGUUAUUGAACGGAAAUCUGACUAAGCUGGAAAGGAAUAUGAUUUGGCGAAUUCAGAAGCGGAUCGAGGACAUGACUGGACUGCUAAUAACCGGUUUUUCUGAACAAGAUUUGCAGCUCUUAAAUUAUGUUUUCGGCGGACAUUAUCAGUUGCAUUAUGACUUCUUCAACUGCCCGGCAUUCCCCCACGAUCGUAUUGCUACCACGUUAAUCUAUCUCAAUGAUGUGGCUAAGGGCGGAGCCACUGUCUUUCCCAGAUUGGACCUGGUGGUGCAGCCGGAACGGGGCAAGGUGCUCCAUUGGUACAACAUGUUGCCUGCAACUUUUGACUAUGAUCGGCGCUCUCUUCACGGCGGUUGCCCAGUUCUGAUCGGCGAGAAAUUAGCCCUCACGAACUGGAUUUACGAGUGGGAUCAAAUUUUCAGGAAGCCUUGCUUGCAACCACCCGUGAAUCGCACAUACUACUUCGAUGUUACAGAUUAAACUUUUUAAUAAUAGAUUACAAAUUUAAUCUUUGGUAAAAAUAAGUUCAAUAGUAUCCUA
This is a messenger RNA of Drosophila novamexicana, 1677 nucleotides long. Its product is annotated as prolyl 4-hydroxylase subunit alpha-1-like. Gene Ontology annotation, biological process: peptidyl-proline hydroxylation to 4-hydroxy-L-proline. The record is from RefSeq and is a predicted model, not a curated record. Gene Ontology annotation, cellular component: endoplasmic reticulum. Gene Ontology annotation, molecular function: iron ion binding; L-ascorbic acid binding; protein binding. The transcript is spliced from 7 exons. NCBI's taxonomy places the organism in Eukaryota, Metazoa, Arthropoda, Insecta, Diptera, Drosophilidae. The coding region runs from base 16 to 1617 and encodes 533 amino acids.